Aplosporella prunicola CBS 121167 is the source of this 557-nucleotide messenger RNA. RefSeq lists its product as uncharacterized. The transcript has a single exon. Lineage: Eukaryota; Fungi; Ascomycota; Dothideomycetes; Botryosphaeriales; Aplosporellaceae. Bases 67 to 345 code for a protein of 92 amino acids. The record is from RefSeq and is a predicted model, not a curated record.
CUUGUGAAAGCGUUGAAUUGUUCCUGCUACGGUCGACCGAGGUAGGCCGGUGACCUGUGCGAUCUCAUGCUGGCUGGUGCCCUGUUCGCUUGCGGAAAUGAUCCAAACUCGCUGGUCAUGAGAAAGAUUGCGACCUUUAUAGGAAUUUCCAUUAAUUUGAUCUGCAAAGAUAUUCUCCAUUGUGGGUUGUGCUGGGGUGAGAGAGAGCGGGGUUGUGAGCAGAGUUUUGUUGGCGUGGACCCUGACGGCGACCCGCGACACCGAAUUGUAGAUGCGCAUGGCUUGCUUAGCAGGAAACGCCGCGAAGGAAGUUACGGGGAGAGAAUAAGGGCAUUUCUAUCUUGAAAGAGCAUGGAAGGGACUGCGCAAAGACAUAUUAUCUCUAGGGCCCUGCAACCACUCUGUUGUAGAUGGUAUACGGUGUCAUGCUUGGAUGCGGAGCUUCGGUGGUUGGGCGGGAAAGCCGCGGAGGCGCUCGCUCGCUUGCUCGUUCCAGCAGGACGCGACAACGCCAAUGCAGCUGGGGCGAAGAUGCAGACAGCUUCCUUAGAAUGGUG